CCACUGGGUAGCGCGCUUCGUCUGGGACGUGCAUGGGCCGUCGUGGAGCAACAGAUCAACGCGCAUGCGCACUUGAUUGUUUUGACUGAAAAUGCCGUCCGUUUCGAAAACGGCGACCAAUGCGUCUCCUCAAACCGAGAAACCGACCCACUAUACCUACUUGAAGGAGUUCAGGACCGAGCAGUGUCCGUUGUUCCUGCAGCACAAGUGCACGCAGCAUAGACCGUUUACGUGCUUCCACUGGCACUUUCUUACCCAGAGGCGGAGGAGACCCAUCCGCCGAAGGGACGGCACCUUCAACUAUAGCCCCGACGUUUACUGCACCAAAUACGACGAGACCACCGGCAUCUGCCCCGAUGGAGAUGACUGUCCUUAUCUACACCGGACCACCGGCGACACGGAGCGCAAGUACCAUCUCCGCUAUUACAAGACGGGCACAUGCAUCCACGAGACAGAUGCCCGGGGGCACUGCGUGAAGAACGGCCUCCACUGCGCGUUUGCCCAUGGCCCUCAUGAUCUCAGACCCCCCGUCUAUGAUAUCAGAGAGAUCCAAGCUCAAGAGGUGCUCCAGAAUGGACAGCUGGGCCCCGGCGAAAGUAUUCCUGACCUGCAGCCUGGUGUGUUAGCCAGCCAAGCAAUGAUCGAGAAAACCCUGACGGAGGACCCCAGGUGGCAAGACACCAAUUUUGUUUUAGCAAACUACAAAACGGAGCAGUGCACAAAGCCGCCCAGAUUGUGCAGACAGGGCUACGCUUGUCCGCACUACCACAACAGUCGAGACCGCAGGCGCAAUCCACGCAAAUACAAGUACAGGUCGACGCCGUGCCCCAGCGUGAAACACGGCGACGAAUGGGGCGAGCCCUCCAAGUGCGAAAGCGCCGACGCUUGCCAAUAUUGCCACUCACGCACGGAGCAGCAGUUUCACCCAGAGAUCUACAAAUCUACCAAGUGCAACGACAUGCGGCAAACCGGCUACUGUCCCCGAGGGCCGUUCUGUGCCUUUGCACACGUCGAAAGAAUCCCCUCCACCGAGGAUACCAUGAGCUCAUUGCUAACGGCCAUACAUUCCAGCUCACAUUCCCAGCCAGGCCCUCAGCAGUAUUCCGAGUGUCCUGUCGCAGAGUGGACGACGGCCGGCGGCUCCAGCACCAGCAACGGACAAUUGGCGAGUACCCAAAACAGCGUCUUCUGCGCAGUGAACCCCCUGGCGUCCAGCUUCACCUCCAGCAUAACGUCCAGCUUGGCCUCCAGCAUCGGCUCGGACAGCUCCUCCCCGACCACCUUGUCCACCAUGAACGCAAAAGCCACUCCCUUUUAUCCCGGGAGCAACACGGUGGAGUCCGUCAUUGGAUCUGCUCUGGACAUCAACUUCAGUGACAUUAACGUUGCGUCGCUUGAUAAGGAGCUCGAAGAACAAGACAACAGUGUUGGACUAGAAGGUCACAGAAUGUUCAGCGGCUCGGCCCCGGUCAACAUUCCCGGCUCGCUGGCGCGCUCGUCCUCCUUUAACUCGUCUUCGUCGCUGUCCACGUCGCCGCUGAGCUCGCUGUCGCAGUCGCACUCCCUGCUCUCCGGCGCGGUGUCACAGCACAACCACGCCGCUAACAUGUUGGCUAAGCAGGAGCACGGCCUGCUGGGAACGCCCUCGUCUUCUUCCCAGAACUCCUUGGGCUUGAACGGCGCUAGCAGCAUUUGGGACUUUGUGAGCGGCAGCUUUUCCCCGAGUCCGUCCCCGGUCUUCAGCAGCCUGACGUCCGCGGCAGGCGGCGGCGACGUUUCACGUCUCUUUCGGGAACUGGAUGAGGCCAAGAGGAAGAUCAAACAAUGGGAGGAGGCCUGGCAUCAGGUCAAACAGGCAUGCGAAGCCUGCCAGAAAGACGCCCACGAAGCCAAGGAACAAGCCAAGGCGGCGGAGUCGGAGCUGCAGCUGGCUGAGCAGAAACGGGACGAGACGGAGCGCAAGCUGAAGGACCUCCGGGGUGAUUUUGACGCUCUGUGCCGGGCACCCGGAACGCCGCUCCUGCGCAGCUACGGCGAGCUGGAACAGCUCUCCCUGUCCAAGCUGCACUCGCUCAAGAACCAGCUGCGCAACGACCUCGACCUUAUAGACGGGGUCAUAUAUCGGCUUCAGUCAAAGAAAUGCGUAGUUUGCCAAAAGCACGACCGAUGUGUUGUGCUGCAGCCGUGCCAACAUUACGUUCUAUGCGAGAGCUGCGCGCCCAGCAAAGCCGAAUGUCCCUACUGUCGAACAAAAAUACUCAAGUGGUGAUGUACGCUCACGCAUGAGAGGUACUAUAGUACUAUAGAGAUAUCAACUUUUGUAUAUUUCAUACAACACUUAAAAGGUCGAAGGAAAUGAUGCUUGACUCGUACAAAUGCAUCGAACGGCGAAUCACGUACGGGGGAUUCUGAUGUUUAGGUUUUGCUCAUUUUACGUGGCCAACAGCUUUAGUUAGCAAAAAAUUGUCAAUUUGGCAACGGCAACUAAACUCUACAAAAAACGCGUCCUUUCUCAAUAAGUUAGGUAUGAUGGAAAACGUCAUUCAUUAAAAGUCAAACUCAAUUGAAAUAUCGAAUGAUUUAAAUUUGUGCAAUUUUGAUGGUGUGUCAGGAAAUUAGAAUAUGAUCAAAAAUGAACAAGUGAAAUGAUUUUCCACUUUUCCUUGCGUCUUCAAUUGUCAAAAAUUCCCUUGUGUUUUGGGAGAGAAAUUAAAAUUCAACACUAUGCAGAUUGAAUCUUUGAUGUAAACAAAACAACAACAAAACAAACAAAAAAAACACUAUUCGGACUGCAAAGUUGUCAAGUGUAUUUCAGGUAUUAGCGCUGAAUGUUCCUUUUUACGUAAAAAAAAACAAAACAAAAACAAAUAGUUGAUAUGAAUGCAGCCGGUUAAGCAAUUAUUCUGACCAAUUUCCCGAAGAUUUCUUAAUUGAAGCACUUUGUCGACUAUUACGAGGGUAGCUAGACAUUUUGUUGAAGCUGCUUUGUAGGGAUUGCUUUUUUUUUAACUAGUCAUACUUUUUAUAAGUAUACCCAUAAAUAUAUAUAUAGAGAGAGAAAGAUUUUUGGUCUGUACUGUGAAACAUAAAUGGACCAUUUCAUGUUUCCUGUUGUUUAAAUCAUAGCAUGAUUCUGCAUAUUAAGAUUGAAUAGGAAACUUCAAGUAUUUCAUAGUUUCUACUUUCAUAGUUCGAUUUAUAAAAUAAACAAGAGAGAAAAAAAUCAAUUGCAAACUUAUGAUGCAUUUUAAGCCGAACCAGCAGCUGUAAAAUGCGUCAAGUGUGCACACACGCUAUAUGCACAUGGUUAAAAUCAGUUACUUUUGUUUGUUUUUUUGGGAACAUUUAUAAGGAGGAGCAUGUAUUGUCUUUGUGUGUGUUCGUAUUUGUGUGUGUAUGUUGGAAACUAGCCUCUAGAACAUAACGGCCUCCAGCUCUCAAGUGCCUUAAGCUCAAAUUGUGGAAGUGGAAAAGCUCUUUUUUUGGUGAAAUGUCUUUAAACCUGACCAUACUUAUAUCCGGCCCAGUUUAAUUCCUCUUAUUUUUUUUCGUCUUAUUUUAUUCUAUUUUGAUGGAACAUCACCAGCGCCUGCGAUCUUUGUCGUUGGCCGCAGUGCUCUUCCCGUGCAGCUUCGCUCUUUUGAGAUGAGCUCUUUUCUUUCCUGGCCGUAUGCAAAAUAAAGGGCACCUUGUAUUUGUACCGAAAAAAAGCUCUUAGGACAAUUUCCGUGAUGAACGUCAUCGAGUCCGUCUAAAAAUGACCUUCUACUGUGUUCAUGAAUCGCUCUGACUUUAAAAAAAAAAACAUAGGAAGUGUGUCUCCAGGUGCAAAUGAUUUAGCUACUUAUUCGCUAAAGCUACGUGUUCGAUUUACAUUCCCCGAUGGGACAGGAAAGCGGCGCCGCACGGAAAAAAAUGCAUUUUUAUCAGCUGUUUGCUGAGUUAAAGAAGCGGGCCAUAGUCAAUAUGCACCAGCGGAAGCGGGGUACACACACGACGAUUUUAACAUCUUAACCUUUUAUUUUCUUUUUUGUUCAUGGACCCACACAUGGCGAGGGUAAAAAAAAAACAAGUGUAUACUUUCUGCUCUUAUAGCACGACAGCUUCUGAUCAGAUCAGGGAAGGGCUACCGCAGGAUAAUCGCUCAGGAUCAUUUAUAAUGUAUUUUUUGUUUGAAACAUUGGAUAAUUGGGUCUUUCCAUCCCUGUUGUCGGUACGUGUGUACCCCGCUUAAGCCAGUGGUUCUCAAUUAUUUUCUGUCAUGCCCCCCCCCUAAGAAGAAGAAAACAUCUCGCGCCACCCCCCUCAUGACUAUACCUGUAGUAUCAUUUGUCUAUAAAAUUGUUAUAAGUACACCUCUGCAUAACACUGUUUCCUUAUUAACGUAUAAGAGAAUAAAAAAAGAAAUAUGGACCAACUUAGAACAAAGAAUAGCUUUAUUACCUGUAACAGAAAAGAGUUAAGUGCAUCUGAAAUUCAAAAGUAAAAUUAAUCCUUAAUUUAACUAUAAAUAUUGUUUGACGGACCAUGUCAAACCAUACGAUACUGAAAAAUAAAAUUAAGUCAAGGGACAAGCUUGUUAUCUGAAUGACAGCACGACAAUCGACAUCCACUCAUUCCCAUUCAGUUUUUAGGAAAAAAGGCCGUCCUAAAGCCUUGAGCCGACUAUAAUCAAUCCGAAUUUACUGUAAUCGUGUCAAACUGCCACAGUGUAUUUCAAUUGAUGUUAAAAGCUCAUUCAUGACUACCGUAAAAAGUAUAAAUGUAGUUCCUUCACAAAUUCUUUUUUUGAAUUACGUUUGUAAUACGGUCGGUUUUUCGGAACUGCCCCUGCAAUAAUGUCGCAGAGACCUGUACUGCUGUAAAUUGUCACGGGUUUGUUUACGUGCUUUUAUUUGGUUUUUUUUAACUUGUUUCAUUUGACAGAGUUAUUUGGUCUUCAUCAUUUUUGCUUGUGAAAACAUAAAUAAAUAAAAUAAGGACGUCUCACUCUAAAUUUAGAGAAACAAAGCAAAGUGAUGUCUCCUGUAGCUGUCCCGGUAUUUGAGAACAUUAUCCCUUUUUAAAACGGAACGCCGCCAUUUCGUGACGAGUACAAUUGAAUGCCUUGCGAGAUGUAGAAUUCAGUUUUUGAGGUCAUUAUUAUUUCACUUAGCGGCUUAAUAACAACUCUGCUGACGGCUUUUGCUUUCAACAUCGACACACUUGGGCCCGUGUUCGUUGCCGUUUGACCAAAGACCUGUAAUUUGUACUUUCACCUCAAAAUUUCAGUAAAAAAUGGAAGUUAGUAAAGGAAGGAAAAGAAUCACCUGCUACCUUAAAGAUUGAAUUAGCAGUCAUAAAUUAUUUUUCUCCCGAGUUGACAAAAAAUACAGACAAAUCCCUUCAAAUUGUGUUUUUACGGCCAGUUCAGAGGUUCUGUUAAGGAUAGUGAAGGAAGUGACUGUGACCCUGAUGUGGCCAUAUCGGCUUCGGUUUUCAGAAGUUCUCUUUACUCGAAAGGGGUGUAUAACAGUGGGUGCUUUAAUUUAUAUACCAUACGGUGCUUUGGAUUCACUGUCCGUAAAGUGAGUUUAUGAGUGGCAGAUACUUAACUUAUUCCAUCAAAACAAUCCAAAAAGUCCACUUAAUAAGCACUGCAGUUUAGUCUUAACUUUUUGUGCCUUUUUAUGAUUGGAGUUGUGUUUAAUUAGUUGCUCAGAGGAACAUCAAAACAUUUUUAACGCGGCUGUUUAGUUUUGUCUGGAAUUCAGAACAUUCAAGAGUGAGAAUUCCCCCCAAAAUGCUAUUUAAUAAAAAAUAUAUUUUCCGUAAUCACUAUUUUACCCAUAACAGUACGGCAGCAGACAGUUUGUAGAAUAUAUGUCGGGACCGUCUCGCUAACGAUGCUAAGCAGCUCCAUGCAUUUGUUACAAGCGUCCUGUUUCGAACAGGUUACGUUAUUUGAGUUUGCAUCUAAAAUGCUCACACGGACAGUGACAUCAGAGUUCAGAACUUUCAGAGAUUUUCCUCACGGCUUGACUCAAUAGCCGAGAGUAUGAGGGAACGCAGAUGGAGGCCAUGUCGCUAACCAUGCUAAGCGCUAAGACUGCAUGGCUAACCAGCUCCUCGGACAUGGAAACACGUGUUCACAGAAGCUCGAGAACAAUCCAUUAAACAACUGCCCCAAAACUCUUGAGUAGCAUGUCUCCAUAGCUAAAAUAUGCUCAAUUAGCUUAGCUGGCUAGCAACUCUUCUGCUCUUUCCUUUCUCUGGCCAUUUUAGUUUCGACUCGUUAAUGGAACAAAUUUUCACUGCGCAAUUUCAUUUGUUUUGUUUCAAUAGCGAAUUAAGGCAUAUGUGAAGCUAAUUCUCGAAAGUGGUCUGACGUUGGUGUGGAAAGGGACUAUAUUUCCGUCAUGGUCUGUAUUUACCAUCCUAUUCAAGACAAGAACUUAAAAAGACAGCAUUAUUCAGCCUGUAAAGAUGUAAUUUAGAUCAAUCAAUCCAAAUGUGAAACAAAGCGCACCAAACAGGAAGAAUCUUGUAAAUGUAAAUGCACACUGCAUACUGUACUUUUGAAUCUGUUUUGCAUUUUAGUUGUUGUUUUUCAUUGUUUUUGAAUGAUACAAACAUGCGAGCCUGAAGAUUUAUGCAAUCUUGUACACGUGUAAUGACGUUGAGUGAGUAAAAUAAAAAGUAAAAAAAAUAAAUAAAAGAAUCUGAAUGUGGAACCGGCUGUUCCAUGUACUGUAGACAUGUAAUUAUUUUUGUUAAUGUUUUGAUGCCCUGAAAUAUUGAAUGUAUUAUUCUAAAUUAGAUAUUCAAUGAAGAGGUCACUGGAAUAUUAUCAUUAUGGAGCGCAGUUCAUUCAUUUUGAUGUAGCAUCUAGUUGUAAACUGCUAUUCAAUAAAAACAAAUGUAUUAGCACUAAACUAAAGGUGUGUGUCCCCCCCCCCCCCCCCCUCCACACCAGUUAACGCAGUGCUUGAAUGGAAAAUAGAUUUAAUGGGAUUAUUCCUGUCGGUGCGUUUAAAUAUUUGAAUAUUUUUGUGAUCAUCUGUAGGAAUUCAAACUGAUAAUCACAAGAAUUUUACUGUCGGUAUCUUGAUUUUGUGUUCUGAACACAAACAUAUUGUAUAGGUGCAGGUCCUAGAGUACUACCACAACUUGUUUUUCUCUUAUUUUUUAUUUCUACAUGAAAGAUUGUGUACUGCAUAUUUUCUAUAGUGGAUGACUAAUUUGUUAACACUUGUUAAAUUGUUACACUAAAGUGUUGUUAUGGUUUACAGAGUUCACAAGAUUAUUUUUUAUCAUCUUGACAAUUAAACAAAGUUUUCAUCGA
This is a messenger RNA of Hippocampus zosterae (dwarf seahorse), 7324 nucleotides long. RefSeq names its product unk like zinc finger (gene unkl). Gene Ontology annotation, molecular function: metal ion binding. Bases 92 to 2269 code for a protein of 725 amino acids. NCBI's taxonomy places the organism in Eukaryota, Metazoa, Chordata, Actinopteri, Syngnathiformes, Syngnathidae. The record is from RefSeq and is a predicted model, not a curated record. The transcript is spliced from 14 exons.